AUGGCUACACUGCUACCCGUGCUGGUCGCGACGCUGCUCCGCCUGCUGGCGCUGGUCGUGGCCGUGCUGCUCCUCGCCGCAGCCACGAACCCGUCGGACCACUCGUUCGCGCUGUGGCUCAGCCAACAGAACGAGCCGGCGGACCUCGUGCCGGACGCGUCCCUGGGCGUGUCCAAGUGGUUCUCGGCCAUGUACCAGACGGCAAAGGCGCUGGUGCGCAACGAACCACUCGUCUGGCGCUUCCACAACGUGCUGGCCUUCAGCGUCGUCUUCAUGCCGUCGAGGGAGCGCUACGCCUUUGGGAUUUUUGGCACGUGGCGCUGGGCCGACGAGGCCGGGGACUACGUCAAGGCGCUGUGUCGCGCCCCGUGGGUGAAUAAAGUCUCGAGGGGUGGAGUCAUGAGCAGCAUUGAGAAGUAUAUGGUAAGGGGGGCGACGUCCGCGUCGGCGAGAGACGACGGAGCUGUGAGACGCAGGAGAACAGCAGGAGCGACCACGGGGUUUAAUGAUUCAGAGGUGAACGAGGUGGAGACCGAGUCCCACCGACAGAUCAGAGCCAAGGCCUUGCAGUGCAAAGUGCGGAAGGACUGGAAGCACGCAGCGGAGUUUUUCCUGGAGGCGGCGAAAGCGACGGGGGCGCUGCUGCUGAGAGCCAACUACGAGCUGGAGGCCGCCUGGUGCACGCUGGAGGAGGUCGACACGUACCCGAAGACGCAGAGCGAGUUGGUGCGUAAGAUUCGGGGAGUGUGUGACGAGUUGGCAUCGGCCGGGUACUUUGACGAGGCGUCGCGCGGGUUGGCGGAGCUGGCCCUGAGGCUCAAGCGCAGGUUCCCGACCGAUUGCAAGACCGAGGAGCUGGCAAAGCAGGUGGCGGAGCUCUACGUGCAGGCCAAGAAUGUCGCGGAAGCCGGCGGCAGUGUACACAGUGCUGUAGAGAAUGGACUGUGGGCGGCCAGUGUGUACGCGGAAGCUGGCUUGUGGGCAUCCGCGGAAGGGUGCUUUGAGGCUGUUGGGGACAUCCGACGUGUAAACACCCAGUACGACCUUGCAAAUGAAGCGUACGGCAAUGCUGUCCUCUGUCGCCUUGGUCAGCUGGACAUUGCUGGCGCCGAGCACAUGCUCAACCGAUUCACGGAGCACAUGGGCGAGAGUCACCGCCCUAGUGAGAUGGAUUUCUUCCUCUCAAGUUUACUCAAGGCGUGCAACAAGUGGUCGCCACAGAUUCUCGAGACUGCCUCAAAGCGUUACGACUCGUCGCACCGACUGACACCGUGGCAGCGUAAAUGCCUUGCAAAUUUGCAGGAGAAGAUGAAUAAUGCCGACUUGCGAUGA
Phytophthora sojae is the source of this 1332-nucleotide messenger RNA. RefSeq lists its product as hypothetical. The coding region runs from base 1 to 1332 and encodes 443 amino acids. Gene Ontology annotation, molecular function: protein binding. The transcript has 2 exons. Lineage: Eukaryota; Oomycota; Peronosporomycetes; Peronosporales; Peronosporaceae. The record is from RefSeq and is a predicted model, not a curated record.